Molecule: messenger RNA, 820 nt
Organism: Suillus clintonianus
Lineage: Eukaryota; Fungi; Basidiomycota; Agaricomycetes; Boletales; Suillaceae
Product: 50S ribosomal protein L30e-like protein
Exons: 4
Coding region: 132-512 (126 amino acids)
Biological process (GO): mRNA splicing, via spliceosome; ribosome biogenesis; maturation of SSU-rRNA
Cellular component (GO): precatalytic spliceosome; U4/U6 x U5 tri-snRNP complex; small-subunit processome
Molecular function (GO): RNA binding
Source: RefSeq, a predicted model, not a curated record
CGUUGGCUUGGGUUUCUUCAACGACAAACAUACCAAUACACCACAGCCACAACACACCAACUUCCAAAUUUCUGCAGACCAUCCUCGACAAACUUUCUUUUGACCAAGGAUCAAUCCAACGUGAGGUCACAAUGGCUGAAGCACGCGGAAAAGCAUGGCCACUUGCAGAUGAGGGCCUAACCAACUCCAUCUUGGACUUGGUCCAACAGGCCGGUCAGUACAAACAACUAAAAAAAGGUGCCAAUGAAGCGACCAAGACCCUUAACCGCGGUGUGGCAGAGUUCAUCGUGCUUACCGCGGAUACUGAGCCUCUCGAAAUUCUUUUGCACCUUCCCCUUCUUUGCGAGGAAAAGAAUGUUCCAUACGUGUUCAUUCCUUCCAAGGCAGCCCUCGGACGUGCAUGCAAUGUGUCCAGGCCUGUCAUCGCUGCCAGCGUCACAACCAGCGAGGCCAGGGAGCUGCAAAGCCAGAUCCGCAAUGUCAAGAUUGCGAUCGAAAAGUUGAUGUUCUGAUAUUCUCAUUGCGGAGCAAGACAGAUAUCACGGUUGUUGCAUUAUUUUUGGUGUAUCUCCUAUAUGUAGCAACUGGAUGUCGAACGGAGUAUCUUGUAAAGGUCGCCUUUCCCGAGUAAUCAGUAAAUGACACGCGUUUUUGCAGAUGUUGUGACUUACUCCAGGGAAUGCCCACUUGCCCCUUCAUAUGAUCCACGGAGCCCUGCGGUUUAAUGAGUUUCAGUGAAGCAAGCAGAUAAAAUGAAAGCAAUUUGCAUGUUACACUUCUGCACAGCCGCUGUCCUUCCCCCACUACUUGCUUGCGCUCA